AUGAUAUGGGUACCGAAUCAGUUGGUUGGAGCUCCGUCCGGCACUGACGUGACGAUCGAUUGCCAGACGGAGGCGUAUCCUAAGUCGAUAAACUAUUGGUCGUUUCGCGACUCGAAAACGAUGCUAUUCGCCAACAAGAAGUACGUGACGUCGGACUCCGAGAAAAGGUACCACAUCCACAUGCGACUCACUAUCAGGGACCUGAGCCAAUCGGAUUUCGGCAAUUACAAGUGCAUAUCCAAGAACUCGCUCGGCGAAACCGAGGGCUCCAUCAGACUUUACGAAAUACCAAAACCUUCUUUAGCCCCAAAAAGUGCGUCCGAACUCAACCGGGCGAAUAAAGAAGUUUUGAAGCAACCAAAAGUGUCGGUGGUGCGAAACAUGACUGGCCAGUCUGUCCGGGACAACCGGCAGCAUCAGUCGCGUCCCGUCAGGCCCACCGUUCCUGGGAGACUCGAGGCCUCAGGCAAUUGGGGGCCUAGCAGAUACAGCCGGUCUCAAAUCGUAAUAACCGUGUUUGGUGUGGUCACGUGUCUCACGUCCUCGCAUCACAUACCAUCAUGA
Molecule: messenger RNA, 564 nt
Organism: Macrosiphum euphorbiae (potato aphid)
Lineage: Eukaryota; Metazoa; Arthropoda; Insecta; Hemiptera; Aphididae
Source: the annotation of a GenBank genome assembly